Molecule: messenger RNA, 453 nt
Organism: Penicillium nucicola
Lineage: Eukaryota; Fungi; Ascomycota; Eurotiomycetes; Eurotiales; Aspergillaceae
Product: glyoxalase family protein
Exons: 1
Coding region: 1-453 (150 amino acids)
Source: RefSeq, a predicted model, not a curated record
AUGUCUGAUAAUGAAGUCACCGCAGUGGAAGUCUUGACAGAACUAGGAGAAAUAAUACAAACCAUCGCAACCAAUCUUCGAGCGAAUCGACUCGAUCGCACUAAAUUUCAAAAACUCCUUCUCGAUUACUCCCAUCGAGCAACGUCAGAUGGCCACCUGAUCUACGCAUCGAGACAAAACUCGCAAGCGCUCAACCGUGGCCUAUUUUUAGCUUAUACUCAUAUGGAGUUUAUAUCGUGGCUAUCACGAAACAACUACACCAUUCCAGCAACGUCGGUGAAAUGGUACAGCUUAAAGCAGUUCGCCUCCAAAUACCGUCUCCCACUUUUCUCCAUGUCAUCACAAACGGCCGACCUGCAGAGUCAGUUGAAGCACAUCGAGAGUACUGCAGAAUUGGUUCAUGCAGAGCUUCAGGCUCACAAUGUAAAGCACUUCCCCCCACGGGAAUCAUGA